Arachis stenosperma is the source of this 669-nucleotide messenger RNA. Its product is annotated as secreted RxLR effector protein 161-like. The record is from RefSeq and is a predicted model, not a curated record. Bases 1 to 669 code for a protein of 222 amino acids. The transcript has a single exon. Lineage: Eukaryota; Viridiplantae; Streptophyta; Magnoliopsida; Fabales; Fabaceae.
AUGUUGGAUUCUAGACCUGUAGAUACACCAAUGGAUCCCAACACAAAACUUAGUCCAGAUCAAGGAGAACCUCUUGCAGAUCCUGGUAGAUAUCGCAGAUUAAUUGGCCGAUUGAAUUAUUUGACAGUCACUCGGCCAGAUAUUUCAUUUGCCACAAGUAUCCUAAGUCAGUUUCUUGACUCCUCAUGCGAUAGUCAUUGGGAUGCAGCUGUUAGAGUCCUUAGAUAUAUCAAAGGUGCUCCAGGAAAAGGUUUGUUGUAUGAAGAUAAAGGACAUAACCAGAUUGUUGGGUAUGCUGAUGUAGAUUGGGCAGGAUCUCCAUCUGAUAGACGUUCUACAUCUGGUUAUUGUGUUUUUAUUGGUGGAAACUUGAUAUCUUGGAAGAGUAAGAAGCAAAAUGUUGUAGCAAGAUCUAGUGCGGAAGCUGAAUAUAGAGCUAUGGCACUUGCCACAUGUGAACUUAUAUGGUUGAAGCAAUUAGUUAAGGAACUUAAGUUUUGUGAGCCAAGUAAGAUGGAACUGGUGUGCGAUAAUCAAGCUGCCUUACAUAUUGCUUCCAACCCUGUGUUUCAUGAACGGACCAAGCACAUGGAGAUUGAUUGCCAUUUCAUAAGGGAGAAGUUACAAAGUGGGGAAAUAGUAAUAACCUUUGUCAACUUCAACGAUUAA